Molecule: messenger RNA, 2120 nt
Organism: Boeremia exigua
Lineage: Eukaryota; Fungi; Ascomycota; Dothideomycetes; Pleosporales; Didymellaceae
Exons: 1
Coding region: 336-2039 (567 amino acids)
Source: RefSeq, a predicted model, not a curated record
CACGACACAUUCCUCGCUUCAACCGCAACGCCAGCCACGACACAUUCCGUUCCGACCUGCCACCGCUUCUGACCACACACAAUUUUCUAAAAGGUAUCUUGCGCCUCAGCAAAUAUGACGGACCCCAAUCAUACUGGGCGCUGUCACUACAGAGCAGCUCUGCAUUAUCAGCUGAUACUUGAGACUCUUCGAAGACCGCAUUGCCGUCACCUCCAGCGAGCUUAGGUACUGCGGAAUUGCAGGCUCUAACUAUUGGCUCACAGGCUUCUUCGUUGAAACUGACAACGCCACGGAGGUUUUGUAUCCAGAUAUUCGUCGCACUGUUGCCGACUACCAUGAUCUUUCAACGGCGUUUCCAUUCUCAAACGCAUGCGGCCCUCGACUCUCCACCAACACCUCCGCCCAAAGAUAAGGUCUCUCCAUCGAAAACACUUGAGGAGAUUCUCGCGAUUGCAGUGAGCCCUCGGGCCCCAAAGCCUCCCCCACAUGCGGUUGGUACUGUUGCCAUCGACCCCCGACUGGCCAAGAGUACUCCGAUUCGCGCAGCUUCAAGCCCGUUGAGAAGCAACGUACCAAGACGAGUGCCCAGCAGCAGGAAGACGGGACAUGCGACAAUUCACACAGAUGCAAUAGAUGGUCAUGACGCUUUCGAAAGCGAUGCAUUUGCUAUCCACAUGCCCACAACGCGUAUUCCUAUCAUCGACGCCCCAGUCUCGCGAUCCAAGUUGUCGUCGCCGACAAGAGCACAGGCCGAAGCUGUCAGGACUUAUACUGAGAAGGCGAAGGAGGCACGAGAAAGGAACAACAGCAUAGGUGUGCGUGUACCGCCCAAUAUAGCUUCAUACGACUAUGCCUAUGCAGGCACCUCGAAGACUAGUGCCGCGAUUCCUGCCGUACUGAAGCCGUCCAGUAGUCCUCCUGCUCCAGCAGGUGCAUUUCCUGUCAGCCCCCCGGUGGCACAAGGAAAAUGGACACCACGAGAGCCAAGGUCUGAGCCUGUCGUCACGACGAGCAAAGUCUCUAGCAACACAUCAGUGUACAGAAAGCCCAAUAUAGCGGGUGUCACGACUGCUGCAGCUGUUAUCGAAGAAUGUGUUCACUUUGUGCGCGCGGACGCAAAGGGUGGUGCGUCAAGACCGACGACGCCACCAAAAUCAACAAUAGUCAAAGUCAGCAUGAAGGCAAAUAGAUUAACUCCACCGGAAGCCCCAGCUGUCCCAAAGAUCAAGAUUCAGGCUUGUCAAGACCAAUUCAUAUCAGCUCGCACGUGUGACGCGGAGCCCCGCCGCGAGGUCUAUCGUUCUCCGUACGUUGAGCCGUCUCGCUCACCGAGUCCUACAAAAACCAUGCCCAACUUUACACGCCAGUAUUCUAUUGAAGGCGACUCGAUUUUCGGAUACAAAGUCAAAGAUCCCCUGGGCACAAUUGGCGGAGCAGACAAGUCGGCCUCGAAUUCAAGUGACGAUGAGAAGCCCAAAGCAUCGGCAAGCAAGACGCAGAGCCCUUCGAAGCCGUCGCCGGUAAAGCGAACACUAACGGACCGCUGGCCAUGGAUCCGUAAGGGCGCUUCUGUGGGCAAACCCCCAAGCGCACCGGCCCCAGAUCCGCCCGUGAGAGCACCGUCUUCAAAGCGACCGCGAUCGAUAUAUGUAUCACCUUUCGCGUCUCUCGAUACGCCUCCGAAAACGCCUUCACCCACACGUCCUGCGGCGCCGUAUGUCUCAGUCAAGAAAACACCGACUGUAUUACGAAGAGAAUCUCCAGCAGCCCCAGCUGUUGUUACCUCGGAAUCGUUCGACAGAGGUCUCCAGCAGAUUCAGUCCUUUGUCUUGCUCGGACUGAAGAUUGGCCUCGCCCUCUACGUCGUCGUUGCGCUGUGGUUUAUUCUCGAUGCGAUCCGAGAGGCGCUUUGCGUGGUUUCUGUGCCAUUACAAAUCAUUGCAACGUUCGUCUGGACGAUGAUGACUCUUCUGGGUAGAGGGCUGGGAAUGGCUGCGGGCGUUCUGGGUGGUAAGAUAAGGGUUUUGCGUCGGGGUUAGAGACUCCAAGUUGUAUGAACAUGAGUGGUCUGUAGUCUGUUGGGCGUGUACAGUACAUGUGGAUUGACCGAUGGGUAGAAU